UGUGUGUUGUCUGGACGACCAAAGGCCCAUUUCAACCAAAACAGAUGAUGGAUAAAAAUGCUUUUGAUAAUAAAAAAUAACAACAACAACUCACCGCUUCCACAGCGUGCUGGAGAAUGGAGGUAAAUUUGGAGAACAUUUUGUUCUUCGACUGGACUAGUUUCUCCCGAGAAGACCUAGAGAAUUCCUCUAUCUUCUUCUUCCUGUUACUACCGCCUCGAUCCAGAUUGGAGGUUUCAUAUAAUGACCCUUGUAACGAAAGAAUAAAUGUAAGUAAUAAAACCGUAACACACGUUGCUUGCCGCACACCACCUCACAGGCCUGGCACAGCCACUGUAAACAAGACGUCUAACGUUACAGACUCAAGUAAGGGACGCUCGCUUUGGACACGGUGGCACUUCCCUCGCCAAACGCUACUGUGUUAAACCACCAGGGGGCGCGGACAUACAAGACACAGACUUUUAAUUACUGACAACGAUCAAUGCAUACAAAUGAUGACAGCAACCAAGAGCCCGCAUUCAAUGAGGGACGGUGAUCAAUAUGUUCAGCUUGGAAACAACAAUCGAUAAGCCAACUUCAAAUAUAAAAAGCUGCACAGGGGCAUCUCCUCCUGUUAAUCUCGGCAAAGAAAGAGAGGCUCUACCUACCGGGCAUGUCUGCUAGAGUGGCUCAUGCGCAGAACACACACCACCACUCCACAGAGAAGCCCCUGAUUCAGUGCUACAAGUGUGGGGAGCCAUGUAAGGGCGAGGUGCUGCGGGUGCAGAACAAGCACUUCCACCUCAAGUGCUUCACCUGUAAAGUAUGCGGCUGUGACCUCGCCCAAGGGGGCUUCUUCAUGAAGAAUGGAGAGUAUUUGUGCACGCUGGACUACCAACGCAUGCACGGCACCCGCUGCAAUGGCUGUGGGGACUUUGUGGAGGGGGAAGUGGUCACUGCCCUGGGCAAGACCUACCAUCCUGCCUGCUUCGUCUGCACUAUCUGCAAACGACCGUUCCCUGCCGGGGACAGGGUGACCUUUAACGGGAAGGACUGUCUGUGUCAGUACUGUGUCGAGCCCAUGUCUCCAGGACCAAAGGACAUACUGGGCUCCAGCAAUUGUGCAGGAUGCGGUCGAGACAUUAAGAACGGACAGGCUCUUCUAGCACUGGACAGACAGUGGCAUCUGGGCUGCUUUAAGUGUAAGGCUUGCAGCAAAGUGCUGACCGGGGAGUACAUCAGCAAGGAUGGCGCCCCCUACUGUGAGAAGGACUACCAGAUCCAUUUUGGAGUUCAGUGUGAGGCGUGUCAUCAGUUCAUCACAGGGAAGGUGCUAGAGGCAGGAGAUAAGCAUUACCACCCUAGCUGUGCGAGAUGCAGCAGGUGCAAUCAGAUGUUCACAGAAGGAGAAGAGAUGUAUCUGCAAGGAUCAACAGUCUGGCAUCCUGGCUGCAAGAACACCACUAGGACAGAGGAGAGACACAGGGAGCGGCUUUUGCCUCCGUCCCUCUUAUUCCUCCAAAAAACAGAAAGGCAGCCCACGAGGUCGUCAUCCGAAAGUAUUUGUUCCAGACCUGGUUCAAGCAUACCUGGCUCACCGGGUCACACGAUCUAUGCAAAAGUAGACAAUGAGAUCCUUGAUUACAGAGACCUAGCUGCCAUUCCAAAAGUCAAAGCCAUUUAUGACAUUGAGCGCCCUGAUCUUAUUACCUAUGAACCUUUGUACACCACCUCCCUGGAUGAGAGAGAGGAGAGACAAGAGAGUGUGGGAGAGCUCCACACUGCCAGGAGAGAGCGCUCCCCCAUGCCUGAUGACAAGUCCUCAAGAAACAUGUCGCCAACCCCACUCGGUGAGGGCUCUUACGACAGGAGGGAACGCAUUCUCCAAAGGUCCACCAGUCAGGGCUCCAUAGGAUCGCCAGUUUAUAAUCGCCAUGGUUACACCCCCACUUUGUCACGGUCGCCGCAGCAUUUUCACAGGCCAGAUCAGGGGAGCAACAUCUACAGAAAACCACCCAUCUACAAACAACACGAUACAGCUGCCAUAGCACACCAAAUCAAGUCUGCUGAUGACAUCAUCAGAUCCGCCACCUUCCCCGCUGCCCAUGCUCCCUCUCCAGAUGACAGCUCACGGAGCGAGGGCAACCAUUGGCCCUACUCUCUCGCUGUAUUAGGUUCAGAAGGGAGGAGACGAUCCAGAGAAGAGGAGGAGGAAGAGGCCUUGAAAAAAAAACAGCUCCAGGAGGAACAUCUCAGCAAGAUUCAGUCUGGUUUGGGAAAGCUCAUUCUGAAGGAGGAGAUGGAAAAAGAGCAGAUCAGGGAGCGUCACGCACGUAGCCUGUCGGCUCAGCGCUACGACCCCAAACAGACCAACUGUGACGCAGAUCCAACCUCUCCCACCAAAACUAACUCCCUGCCUGGCUAUGGAAGGAAUGGGCUGCACCGGCCCCAGUCAACAGAUUUCACCCAGUACAACAGCUAUGGUGACAUGUGUGGAGGAGGCAGAGAGUUUCAGCACAUUAAGGAUGGCCGUGCAGCACUUGCAAGGAUGGACAGGGGAGUAUCUAUGCCUAAUAUGUUGGAACCAAAAGUGUAUCCCUAUGAAAUGCUCAUGAUAACCAGUAGAGGGAGAGCUAAACUGCCCAGGGAUGUGGACAGAACCAGACUGGAGGAGACAAUAGAAAAGCACCAAGAGUGUCUAAAGAAGCAAAGGGAAGCAGUGAAAUACAGACUGAAAAAACUGGCAGCGCGGCAAUCAGAAAUCACAAAAAAGUCCUCAGUCAUAAAGGAGCGCAUCAUUCGGAAAUAUGAGGAGAUUCAGUCUGUACUGGACGAGGACCUCAGGAUUACCCUGUCCCACCUGGAGAUGGAGGAGCGGGCUGCUGUCUCUGCCCUGGAUGGGCUGAUGGAAAGCAACUGUUCUCUAAUACAGGAGAUAGAGCAGGGCCUGGCCAGACUCACAGUGGCACUGGAGCAGACCGACACAGAGCCUGAUACAAUGUCUUUCUUUUCAUUCCCUGAGCAGCAAGACACAGAUACAGUGGACAGAGUGAUGGAUAUGCUAAACAGGACAGACCCGAGUAGCGUAAGCCUGGACGAAGUAAAAGCUGACCAGAUCCUCAGCCUCACCAACAGCAUGCUUCUGCUAAUCUCCUCACAGACCCCUAUAAUCAAGAAACUCUUCAAGAGUUAUUCCAGUGAGGUGUAUCUGGAUGCAGACACGGCCCACCCAAAGCUGAUCAUCUCCCCCCAAGGUGACAGUGCCACCUACACAGAAACCUGGCAACAACUUGCUGACCUCCCUGGACGCUUUGACACCACCCUCAAUGUCAUCAGCUUGCAAGGCCUCAGCUUUGGUCGCCAUUACUGGGAGAUUGAUGUGACUGGGAAGACUUACUGGGAGCUUGGUGUCACCUAUCCUACCAUUCCCCGCAAGGGCACUACUGAGGACUGCUGGCUGGGCCGGGGGGACGAGUCCUGGUGUGUGGAGUUCUUUGAUGGGGAAUAUACAGCCUGGCACGGAGGGAUGCCCCAUCAGCUGCCUUUCACAAAACGCUUCUGUCGGAUUGGUGUUUUGUGUAGCUUUCCUGCAGGUUUGGUGACGUUUCUUGAGGCAGACAACAUGACGCCGCUGUUCUCCUUCUGUGCAGGAACCUUCUCAGAUUGCCUCCACCUGGCCCUGUGUCCUGGACAUGACCACAAUGGCACCAAUGCUAAACCUAUUGUAAUCUGUAAUACUCCAUCCCCUACCAGUGAUCUCUGAUUAGUAGCUCCACAGAAAAGCUUUUAAUAAUUCCUUGAUGAGGCACAACUUUCUAAUUUUUACCAUGUUCACAGUCAUAGUUUAGCAUGAUAGCAUUAAAAGCCAAGAACAGUAGGUUUCUCCUUCGGUGAGCCAUGAAUGUCUGCACAAUAUCUGGUACCAAUCCAUGCUAUAGAUGUUAAGAUACAUAUUUAAGAAGAUAAGCAAAAACUUUGUCCUGCUGGUGGCUCUAGAGGAAAAGUCAGGGAAUCACCAAAGUAAAGUGGAUUCAUCUUCACCAGGUAUUCCUGUACACCAGGAAUAGGCCAUCUGUACAAAAUUAUUGGCAAUUCAUCUCAUAUUUGAGAUAUUUUAGUCUAGACCAAAGUGGGAGACAGGCCAACAUUCCAACAGAUUGACAUUACUAUGGCUUAAAAUCAUCUACUACUUCUUUGUAUUCAGAAGUCAAAAGAGCAAUAACAAGUUUUGGAUUGCCAGGUUGUGAUAUUUGUCUGACUGGAAUUGAGCCUUUGUAUUUGGUAAUAACACAGUCAUAAAUGUUGGGAAUGGAUUUUAGAAACACUCAUGGGUUUCUCACUUUGUCUAAAGUAAGACUGAAUGGAUGGUAAAAAGCUGUUAAUAAAAGGCUUUUGGGCCAGAUGCUCUGCAAACCAUUUCCACUAAGGUCUUGAUGAAAUGAAAGGGUUUGCUAAAAAGACAAAGCAAGUGUCAGGAUAAAUUUCAUAUAUAAAGCAUUGCUAUUUUCUUUAUUAACCAUUACUAAACCCUUUAUGAAGGGGGCCUUAUUACAAAGUGGUACCCUUGCUGAAACAGAAUUGCUCCUCUUUGAAGAAAAGUAAUUAUCAAGUAUUUCAGAUGACAUAGAGACACAGUGUGAUAAAAAUCUCUUUUAGGAAGAUAGUUCCUUACAAGGGAUCGUGUUUAAGGAGAACACUGCAUAUUUCAUUCAGUGCCUGUGCUGUGUAUUUGUAUUUAUGUACUUUCAGAUGGAUGUACUGAAAUAUUAGUAGUAGUGUCUCUAAGCUCAUUAAACUAAGCAAAAGGA
This is a messenger RNA of Micropterus dolomieu (smallmouth bass), 4787 nucleotides long. It is a transcript of the gene ablim1a, whose product is annotated as actin binding LIM protein 1a. NCBI's taxonomy places the organism in Eukaryota, Metazoa, Chordata, Actinopteri, Centrarchiformes, Centrarchidae. Gene Ontology annotation, biological process: lamellipodium assembly; cilium assembly; cytoskeleton organization. Gene Ontology annotation, molecular function: actin filament binding. The record is from RefSeq and is a predicted model, not a curated record. Gene Ontology annotation, cellular component: stress fiber; actin cytoskeleton. The transcript has 29 exons. Bases 653 to 3742 code for a protein of 1029 amino acids.